Messenger RNA from Perca flavescens (yellow perch), 2468 nucleotides. RefSeq names its product TATA box binding protein (TBP)-associated factor, RNA polymerase I, A (gene taf1a). The coding region runs from base 165 to 1718 and encodes 517 amino acids. Gene Ontology annotation, cellular component: RNA polymerase I transcription regulator complex. The record is from RefSeq and is a predicted model, not a curated record. Lineage: Eukaryota; Metazoa; Chordata; Actinopteri; Perciformes; Percidae. Gene Ontology annotation, biological process: transcription by RNA polymerase I. The transcript is spliced from 12 exons.
CCAGCGAUUCGAGGCAGGGUUGUGAGGCGGUGUCACUAAAAUGCCUUAUUUGUGUGGCGUCCUGCUGUGUUCUUUACUCCCUAAUGUAGCACAAGUAGACUUUAUAUUUCACAAUUAUUGUUUUCUGUCAGAUCGUUUAUAAAUCUCGACAUUUUCGACCGCACAUGAAAGAAGCUUCAUUCACGGAAAAGACAAGAGACGGCAGGGACUGUGCUUUGUGCUGGAUCUUGUGCAGGAAACAGUCAGCUGUUGUAGAAACUCCUGGUCAGAUACUAGAAUUUGGCCCACCCAUGAGAGAGAGACAUCAUGGCUUUCAAACGAAAAAAGUGGUAGAAACACCUCCGCAAUGGAAGCCAAGUGGACGUCAUACACUGAGCAUCAGCGCAAGAGAUAAAAGGCAGCGGUCAUAUUUGAGUUUAACUGCUGUGCUGAUUAUGGAUGAUUUGCAAAGAGAGCUGGUGCCUCUUGAAGACUUGGAUGAUGACAGCGAUUCCUCGGACGGCAACUCUUCAAAAGGAUCGAAAAAAUCUAAGCUCCCUCUGGUUAAUCCCAUGUGUGCAGAGACUCCAAAGGAAACUGGGUUUCACCAGAGUACCAGAGUCUGUCUGGAGCAGAUCAGAGAAGCCCUGCUGCAUCACAGAUGGCAAGAGGCAGCAGAAUAUAUGGCAUGUUACCCACAAAUGUUAGAAGACCCAACCAAUGGCACAGGUCAGCCGUAUAAAGAGCUUAUUUGGAGAAUCAGCACAGAGAUCCUUCACCAUCACCCCAACUCAAAGAUGGAGGACUACAACAACAUCUAUGAACGAAUGAAACACUCAGGAGUUAGACAUUACCUGAUGAUCUGUCUGGAACAUUCAUUCCACCUGCUGCUUAAUGGUCACAUCGAGGAUGCAAAGCGUCAGCUGUCUGUCGCUGAAAGUUGGAGGCAUGGGAAGGAGUCAGCAGCUCAGUACCAGAGGAUUAAACUGAUCCACGCCUACAGGAGUUUACUGGAUUAUAUCAUCUGGUGUGACAAAAAGUUCACACACUCCAACACUGAGUUUCCUGACUCUGGUGACAACCAAGACAUGCACAACUACUUCAGACAGGCCUCUGUGAACCUGAAGGAGAUUUUGAAAAAUCCUGGCGUCUGGGAUCCCUUCAUACUGAGUUACGUUGAGAUGCUGGAGUUCUAUGAGGAUCACGAGGAGGCUUUGAAAGUCCUUAAUGAUUACGCAUAUGACAGCACUUUUCCACCCAAUCCCAACGCGCAGGUCUACCUGUACCAGUACUUAAAGAGGCACGAUACUUCAGAGAGGAAACUGAUGAAAGUAUUGAAGAUCCUCCAUGUACUAGUCCCAAGCCAUGAGUUGAUGUUGGAGUACAGCUCUCUCCUGCUUCAGUCAGAGAAAAGAAGUGACAUUCAGAAAGCUUUAGGAGUCGUUUUGGAAAUGCUGGACUUCGCCUGCUGGAGGAGCAACCUGGACACGUGGAAGCGUUUGAAGUCCAUUAUUCAAAAACUACAGUUACAAGAAGACUGGAAGGAUGUUGUCUCUGGACAAAUGGCUGCAAGAAAAGACUGGUGGCCUGCGCUGCACUUCACAAGCUUCCACGCUAGUAAAGACUCUGAGGAGAACCCAGAGCUCAUGGAAGUGAAGGCACCACUGACAAAAAUCCUUUGCCCAGACCUAAUGCUCAAGUACACAGCCUCACAGGUAACCAGCGGAGAGCGAAGUUGAGAGAAGAACUCAGAGAAAAUCAAAUUGUGUCUUCGCGAUUCACAAUCAAGAAAAGAGCUGAGAUGCUGUCGGGCUAAACAACUGAAAACCCCUGGCAAAGGCGUCCUGAUGAAGAGCACGUUUAUUUUUUUUUUUUUUACAUGAAGUUUAUUUCGACAUUUCUUUUGUGUGAAAAUAUAUAUUUUUUUAAAAGGUUCACUGUCAAAAAUGAACCUCCAUAUUUUUUGUUCCUUCAGACCCUAUCUUGGACCCGGUGCAGCGCAGCACAAAGCCCGACGCAAGUAUCUUUGCUAGUUUGAGACCGACGGAGUUGUCAAUUUCGCACGUCGUUUAAACAGAAGAUGCACCUGCGCCCAUCUGUGCGCCCGUGGGCGUGCUGGUCUUUACAGGGAGGUGUGUUCAGGUGCAUUCCUUGUGUAUUGCUAUCUUGAGGCAGCGGAAAGCGAUCGCGCCAUUGACCAACAAAACCCUGGCCUAAAGUCAGUAACGCAGCACUUCAUUGUUAUUUUAAAAGCGUAUUAGUAAAAUGUGCGCACACACUGUGCUUGCUACACACAGGGACGCGCAGCUGCACACAAACAUGCAAAAGAUUUAAAACUGAUUUCAAUGUGAAAUAGUAUUAUGGAGUUUUGGUGGCAUAGUGCUCGUACCGUAUAUGAUCUGCUUGCGCGCUUUCGCUUUCACGCACGAGCAGAUCAGUUUCUUCUCCUGAAAAUCUCUCCUUCGUGCUUAGCAAAUCCGCCAUCAUAA